AUGUCUGGCUAUCAGAAUACGAUAUCCACGCCAGGAGUUACCAUUAUCCAAAAUAUUUCUGAUGUAAGCGCAGAAUCAGGUGGUAAAUCGUUCGCAGGCUAUGCGGAUAACAGUAUCCACCACGUACAUCACGGUGAUACUUACUACAACCAAUAUCCUGAGCUACCGGAAACUCCACCAGCCCCUCUAUUGCACAUCCCCUUCCCUCGCGAUGCAGACUUCGUUGAGCGUGGAACGCUGCUCGAUCGGAUACAUGAAAAAGCCUCUGCACCAUGCGCUCGGAUAGCGUUGGUUGGUAUCGGUGGUGUCGGGAAAUCCCAACUUGCGAUUGAAUACUGUUACCGAAUCCGAGACCAAUCGCCGAAGACAUGGGUCUUAUGGAUCCACGCAGGCAGUGCCGCACGUUUCUUGCAGAGUUGCGGGGAGAUUGCCGACAUAGUCAAAAUCCCUGGGCGGAAUCAUCCCAAAGCAAAUAUUCUCCAACUCAUUCACAACUGGCUUAAAGAUGAGAAAACGGGGAAAUGGGUAAUCAUUCUAGAUAAUGUGGAUGAUAGUCGUUUCCUACGGGAUGUUCCGGCGGUUGGCCAGGGCUCAGGAGAGAGUGGUCAGAAUGGCAUGACGCCAGGGCGGCCACUCUUGACAUACUUCCCGAUAACCUGCAACGGAUCAGUCGUUAUUACAUCCCGAACCAGAGACGCAGUUUGCAGAAUCGUGAAACAUGAUAAUACAAUUGCGAUAGAACCGAUGGACCUGUCAGACGCAACGAUGCUCCUCGAAAAGAAGCUAGGAGCGCAGGCAGAGGAGGAAAUAUUGCAACUUGUCAACGUACUCGAAUCAAUGCCACUUGCGAUUGCACAAGCAGCGGCCUAUAUUAGGGAAAGGGGGCCACGCAUGUCCGUGCUGCAGUAUCUCAAAGAAUUCCAGGAGAGCGACUACAAGAAAACAAAUCUUCUGGAAUAUGACAAGGAAUACCUGAACCGGGAUUGGCAAGCGAAAAACGCCAUUCUUGUAACUUGGCAAAUUUCAUUCGAUCAUAUCCAGCGAACGAGGCCGUCAGCUGCUGACCUCAUAUCGCAUAUGAGCUUUUUUGACCGACAAGGCAUUCCUGAAUCUUUGCUACGAUCUAGCACAGAUCGUGGAGAUGACCAUGGAAAUCCCACGACAGAAACCGUGAAUGGCAAAUUCAAUAAAAAACGGGACAGCGCGAUUGAACUUAGCGUGGACGAUGAUUUUGAAAACGAUAUAUUGACACUUAGAAACUACUCGUUCAUAUCGGUCGGCGUGGAUAACACGACCUUUGGAAUGCAUCGCCUGGUACAAUUAGCGACGCGAAAUUGGCUUGAAGCCCACGAGCAACUUGAGAAAUGGAAAACGCAUUUUAUUGAAAUACUUUCCAGCAAGUUCCCAACGGAAAAAUACGAGAAUUGGUCAGUGUGCGAAUUGUACUUCUCCCAUGUACAAUCUGCUGUCAUACACCGGCCGAAAAAUGAAGAUAGACCAUUGCAGAAGUGGGCUGAGCUAUUGCAUAAAGCAUCGCGGUAUGCGCUCAAAAGGAACAACCUCGUCGAAAGCGAAAAGAUGGCCACAAUGGCUAUGAAGACAAGAACGAAAAUGUUUGGUUCAGAGGACCAUGAGACGCUGGAUAGUAUUGAAACAGUAGCGUUGUCACAUGGGCUUAGAGGCCAAUGGAUUGAGGCGGAAAGGCUCCACGCACAAGUCAUGGAGACCCGGAAGCGAGUUCUAGGACGACUGAAUCCCUCUACUAUGGACAGCAUUAUCAACCUAGCUACAACAUACUCAAACUGGGGACAAUGGGAUAAAACCGAAAAUCUCAGGUCACAGUUAAUGGAGAUCAUCACGCGGCUAGGACCAGAAAAUCCUAACACUCUGGUUUGCAAGGCCAUUGUAGCAUCAACCUAUCGGAAUCAGGGACGAUGGAAGGAAGCCGAAGAGCUCGAGGUGCAGGUGAUGCAGAUCCGCGAGCAAGUGCUAGGGCCAGAACAUCUCGACACUCUGACCAGCAUAAGCAACCUGGCAUCCACCUACCAAUAUCAAGGGCGAUGGAAGGAAGCCGACAAUCUCUGGUCGCAGGUGAUGCAGAUCCGUGAGCAGAUGCUAGGGCCAGAGCAUCCUGACACUCUGACUAGCAUAAGCAACCUGGCAUCAGCCUACCGGCGCCAGGGACGAUUGAAGGAAGCCGAAGAGCUCGAGAUGCAGGUGAUGCAGGUCCGCAAGCGGGUGCUAGGGUCAGAGCAUCCUGACACUCUGACUAGUAUAAGCAACCUAGCAUCGACCUACUGGAGUCAGGGACGACUGAAAGAAGCCGAAGAGCUCGAGGUGCAGGUGAUACAGAUCCGUAAGCAGGUGCUGGGGCCAGAGAAUCCUAUCACUCUGACUAGUAUAAGCCACCUAGCAUCGACCUACUGGAAACAGGGACGAUGGAAGGAAGCCGAAGAUCUUGAGGUGCAGGUGGUACAGAUCAGUAAGAAGGUGCUAGGUCCAGAGCAUCCUGACACUCUGACCAGUAUAGGCAACCUAGCAUCGAGCUACCAGCGUCAGGGACGAUGGAAGGAAGCCGAAGAGCUCGAGGUGCAGGUGGUGCAGAUCAGCAAGAAGGUCUUAGGGCCAGAGCAUCCUAACACUCUGGCCAGCAUAGGCAACCUAGCAUCGACCUACUGGAACCAGGGACGAUGGAAGGAAGCCGAAGAGCUCGAGAUGCAGGUGAUGCAGAUCCGCAAGCGGGUGCUAGGGUCAGAGCAUCCUGACACUCUGACCAGCAUAAGCAACCUAGCGACCUACCGGCGUCAGGGACAGGGACGAUGGAAAGAGGCGGGAGAGCUCGAGAUGCAGGUGAUGCAGAUCCGUGAGCAGGUGCUAGGGUCAGAGCAUCCUGACACUCUGGCUAGCAUAGGCAACCUAGCAUCGACCUACUGGAAUCAGGGACGAUGGAAGGAAGCCGAAGAUCUCGAGAUACAGGUGGUGCAUAUCAGCAAGCAGGUGCUAGGGCCAGAGCAUCCUGACACUUUGACCAGUAUAAGCAACCUAGCAUCGACCUACUGGAAUCGGGGACGAUGGAAGGAAGCCGAAGAGCUCGAGGCGCCGGUGAUGCAGAUCCGCAAGCGGGUACUAGGGCCAGAGCAUCCUGACACUCUGACCAGCAUAAGCCACCUAGCAACCUACCUGCGUCAGGGACAGGGACGAUGGAAAGAAGCGGAAGAGCUCGAGGUGCAGGUGAUGCAGAUCCGCAAGCGGGUGCUAGGGUCAGAGCAUCCCGACACUCUGACCAGCAUGAGCAACCUAGCAAUUACCUACAAAUAUCAGGGGCGAUGGAAGGAAGCCGAAGAGCUCGAGGCGCAGGUGAUGCAGAUCCGCAAGCAGCGGCUAGGGCCAGAGCAUCCCGACACUCUAUCUUCCAUGGAGAGGCUAGCAAUGGUCCACUGGAAACAGGGACGAUUGAAGGAAGCGGAAGAACUACAGGUGCAGGUGGCUAAGACCCGCAAGCAGGUGCUCGGACCAAAGAAUCUCGACACUUUAAUUGCCAUGGGUAAUCUUACCCUUAUAUGGAUGUCAUCUGGUAAAUAUCAAGAUGCCUUGUUAUUAAUGGCGGAAUUUGUCCGACCUUGUAACAUGGAUAAGGCCCUGGUCGCACAUAUUCCUUGGAGAAGCAUCAUGAUCACACGUAUCCUGUGGAGAAGCAUUAUAUGGUGCCUUCUCUUCCUUCUGUUAGGGGUUUUCUUAUACAAGGUAUGA
This is a messenger RNA of Penicillium soppii, 3750 nucleotides long. RefSeq names its product tetratricopeptide repeat protein. The transcript is spliced from 3 exons. Lineage: Eukaryota; Fungi; Ascomycota; Eurotiomycetes; Eurotiales; Aspergillaceae. The record is from RefSeq and is a predicted model, not a curated record. Bases 1 to 3750 code for a protein of 1249 amino acids. Gene Ontology annotation, cellular component: kinesin complex. Gene Ontology annotation, molecular function: protein binding.